GUUGGGAACCGAGGUAACUCGUAUCUCCAGGUUUUCAGGAACGUUUCCAAGAGUUUAACCCUCUUCCUUCCUUCUCUCUUCGGGGAAGCUGACAGGCAUUGUUCGAUUGUUGGGAACUUUUUCCCCAAACCCCCAUUGGCAUCAACCUCGGUGGAAUUACGAAUCACCGAAGGAAAAACAUUCACCUGUUCCGCCGCGUUUGCUCGACUCCGGCCUCCGGCCUCCGGGUGUUGACGUUACCGGUAGCAUUGGUAUAGGUGUGGUUUUCCCGAGAAGGGAGAAAGGGAAGGGAAGGGAAAGGAGAUGGUUAUAUUGAAUAGAUCUCCUGCUCUGGCGGGCAGGGUGUUGAGACAUUCUACACCGUUAAUUUCACCUCUGCGCUACUUUCCUACUGCUGCCGCCAUUGCUACUCCUGCAUCACGGUUUGCUACUACUAAGUCUUUUGAGCCUAUUGGGAAAUCUGCUUAUCAAAAGUUCUCGGAUAAAAUCAAAGAAGCAACAUUUAUACGUCCCAGCAUCUGGUUGCUCUCAGGCGUUACUAUAACUAUCCUCACAACCUGCAGCUACAUAAUGGCUGCACAGGGGUAUAUCGCCCUCACAGAUGAGGAGACCCUCCAAGCAUACACACCCACGGACCCCCAAGAGAUAGAAGCAAACAACUACAUCUCCAACCACCCACUUGUCACCUCCUUACGAUCAAACCCCGCCUUCAGCGAAACCCGACCGACGCUGAAAAUCGCGGAUAAGUAUAAACACCUUUCCUUCACCGCAGGCACUCUCGCAGGCCCAGGAAAGAUUGUAGUCCCACCACUCACCUUCGUAGAAGACGGCGGAAAGAGCAUGGUGCAGGUGUUCUACCUAGGUGAACAACUGUGCGGACAUCCAGGGUACAUUCACGGCGGUAUGCUCGCAACCAUACUAGACGAAGGGCUCGCGAGAUGUUGCUUCGCAGCUUUGCCAAACAAGAUAGCAAUGACAGCCAGCUUGACAGUGAAUUAUCGCAAACCGAGCCCCGCGGGGAGCUAUGUCGUCCUGAAGGCGAAGACUGUGAAAGUUGAAGGGAGGAAGGCAUGGGUAGAGGGGAGGAUCGAGACCCUCGUCGGGGAAGGCGAAGAGGCGAGUGUGCUCGUAGAGGCUAGUGCGCUUAUGAUCGAGCCGAAACAGGCGGCGACACUCAAGAAAAUCAUUCGGGACGGAAAAUUAGAAGUUAGAGCUUGAGAUUCGCACAGCUAGCGAAUCAGUAGGGAGACAAUUGAGCGAUAGAAGGCGGAAGAUAUGAUAGCACCCUAUACGUACAGUACACAUUA
Molecule: messenger RNA, 1307 nt
Organism: Tuber melanosporum (Perigord truffle)
Lineage: Eukaryota; Fungi; Ascomycota; Pezizomycetes; Pezizales; Tuberaceae
Exons: 4
Coding region: 304-1218 (304 amino acids)
Source: RefSeq, a predicted model, not a curated record